This is a messenger RNA of Myxocyprinus asiaticus (Chinese sucker), 5067 nucleotides long. RefSeq names its product FYVE, RhoGEF and PH domain-containing protein 4-like. Gene Ontology annotation, cellular component: cytoplasm. The record is from RefSeq and is a predicted model, not a curated record. Gene Ontology annotation, molecular function: guanyl-nucleotide exchange factor activity; metal ion binding. The transcript has 18 exons. Bases 246 to 2834 code for a protein of 862 amino acids. Gene Ontology annotation, biological process: cytoskeleton organization; filopodium assembly. NCBI's taxonomy places the organism in Eukaryota, Metazoa, Chordata, Actinopteri, Cypriniformes, Catostomidae.
GUUGGAUCAGUGUGAUUUUCAGAUGGGUGUACAGAGGAAAUGUUCGAGCUGUUUGAGAGUUUGUCAGCGGGUGUAAACUCUGUUAAACGGAUCAGGACACACUAAUCUUACACGCUUUAUUUCAGCACACACUGCACAGCGUUUCUAAUCUUACACACGCUCAUCAACAUUCAUCAUGGACAUACAUCAGCUGUUUUUAUGCGCAAACAAGGACUAAACUCUCGUGUGCUGUAAACGUCUUUUAAAUGUUGGAACGAACGAUAGAAAACAUGAGUGAAAUGAGAAGAAACGCCAUCAGGAGGAAGUCCAAGCCGAAGCAGCGUGACGGUUCUGCGGCGGAGGAAUGCGCGGAAUGUUCAGAUAAAGCUGGCAAGCCGAGCUGCUUUCCGUCCAAACAAUCUGAUGAAGAGGAAGCUUGUGUUGGGGUGAAGAUCGCACAGAGCAAAGCUGUUGGCAGCAGCAGCCCGACUGAGCAAAGCCGCCGCAGUGAGCGGUUGUGUCAUGGAUCCAGAUUCAGUGACAAGAGUCACACUGGAGUAAAUGGACGAGGUUCAGGCCGCCGGCUGCUGCAUCCCAAACCGCAAGUGCCUCCUAAGCCAGCACACCUCCAGAGUCCGGUGACAGAAGUCUCUAUUCCACUCGGCACAGGAACGUCAGCCAUCAAACCCAGUAUGGAAGGGGGAGGAGUAGAAGGAGCCAAAGGAAAGGGCAGAGUGUCCAACCUCAUCAGCCGCUUUGAAGAGAGCAGACACAAAGAUGGUCAGAGGGAGGGUCCAACUCUGAAGCAGGUCAGCAGAUCUCCCAACUGCAGUCCAGCACACAAGAACUACCAGAAACAAGAGCAACCGACUGACUCCAGCUCCACCACCGGCAUCCCAUGUCAUGCUCUGAAACCUCCUAACGGGGUUCUAGCCCAAAUGAACAGAGACAGGGACAGGCUUCAGGACCAGGAUGGAGUUUCAGACACUUCAGUUCCAGUUGUGAAGCUAGACAUGCAUGAACUGGUCAAUGGAGAUGCAGCGGUGGACAGUACGGAUGGGAACUGUGUCGAUGUAUCUCACAGUCAUAUAAACAGGAGCGAGGAGAAUGAGCAGCAGUGUGUUGUGAUGAACAACAUCCCAGAGCAGAAGGAAACAAAUGAACAGAAGCUUUACAAGAUAGCAAAUGAGCUUCUACAGACAGAGAAGGCUUAUGUUGCACGACUCAACUUAUUAGAUAAAGUGUUCUGUGCCAAGCUGAUGGAAGAGGCCAGAAAAGACAUGUUCCCUGUGGAUGUGGUGAAAAACAUCUUUUCCAACAUCUCUUCCAUUAAUGCCUUCCACAGCCAGUUUCUUCUGCCUGAUCUGGAGAAACGAAUGGGGGAAUGGACGUCAACACCUCGCAUUGGAGACAUCCUACAGAAGCUCACUCCCUUCCUGAAGAUGUAUGCAGAGUAUGUGAGGAACUUCGAUCAUGCCAUGGAGCUGCUGAAGCAAUGGACAGAUCGAUCGCCUCAGUUCAAAGCUAUCAUUCUGGAAAUUCAGAGUCAAGAACAGUGCGGCAGUCUGACGCUGCAGCAUCACAUGUUGGAGCCGGUGCAGCGAGUGCCGCGCUACGAGAUGCUGCUCAAAGACUAUCUGAAGAAGCUUCCUCAGAAUCACAUAGACAGACGGGAUGCUGAAAAAUCUUUGGAAAUAAUUGCCAUGGCUGCCACCCACUCCAACACUGCCAUAAGGAAAACGGAAAACCUGAAGAAACUUCUGGAGAUUUACGAGAUGCUGGGAGAGGAAGAGGACAUAGUGAACGCCUCAAAUGAGUUAAUAAAGGAGGGUCAUAUUCUGAAACUGGCCGCCAGGAACACUUCAUCCAUGGACAGAUAUCUCUUCCUGUUCAACAACAUGCUGCUGUACUGUGUCCCCAAGUUCAGUUUGGUGGGACAGAAGUUUACGGUGCGCACACGCAUCGGCAUUGAUGGCAUGAAGGUUACGGGGACGUUUAAUGAGGAUUACCCUCAUACCUUUCAGGUUUCUGGCAAAGAACGCACACUUGAGCUGCAGGCCAGCUCUGAACAGGAUAAAGAAGGCUGGAUAAAGGCUUUGCAGGAAACGAUACACAUUUUCCACCAGAAAAAUGAGACAUUUAAGUCAGCAUCCAAAGAAGUGGAGGAAGUAUCGGAUCUUCAGAUAUCCGAGCUGGGGAAACGAGCCCCUCGCUGGAUACGGGACAAUGAGGUGACCAUGUGCAUGAAGUGCCGAGAGCCCUUUAACGCCAUCACACGCAGAAGACAUCACUGUCGAGCCUGUGGAUAUGUUGUAUGCUGGAAGUGCUCAGACUACAAAGCCUCUCUGGAAUAUGAAGGCAAUAAGAUGAACAAAGUGUGCAAAGACUGUUACUCCAUACUGACGGGACACAUAGACUGUGAGGAGAAAGAGGGCAAGAAGAAAGGAAUUCUAGAGAUUGAAGCAGCUCAGUUUUCAGGCAGUAGUAUUAUGUGUGGCUUCCUGCAGUAUUGCGAGAAGAAUAAGCCAUGGCAGAAAGUUUGGUGUGUCAUUCCUCAGAAGGAAGCUCUAGUUCUCUACUUGUAUGGAGCACCUCAGGAUGUCAAAGCCCAGUCCACAAUUCCUUUGCUUGGUUACCAGGUUGAGGACACCCCAAGACCUACAGACCCUCUGUCAAGCUUCAGACUAUCUCAAUCUAAGUCAUUCCACAGCUUUGCAGCAGAAAGUGAAGAACUGAAGCAACGCUGGCUCAGGGUGAUCCGUUUGGCAGUGAUGGGUGAGGUACCAGAGUCCCCGCCACCUGGAGAGGGCACUGCCACAGAAGGCUCCCAGGAGCCCAGCUCUAACAGUGUCUGAGCAAAGAGAGAGGAACUCUUGUGACAGGUUCACUACUGAUGGGGCAAUGUUGCCAAGCCUCAUUUUGCUGUUAGAUCACCACAAAGUGUUGACACUUUUGCUCACAUUGCACAGACUAUUUGCACCAUCACUAACAGCAUUUAAAAGCCAUGCGUGUGUGUCCCCUGCUGGUUGCUCUGAGCUAUAGCAUUUGUCCAGUUGUCCUAACAUUCCAUUUGGAUUUGGACGCAUACAAAACAUCAGGAGGAGGACUGUAAGCACAAUCACACUGUUUGGAUCACACUGUGUGGUGCUACUGGACAUUUGCUUGAUCUUUGCCAGACUGAUUUUGAAUUAUGCAAAGGAAGAGUACAUGGAGGAUUGAACUAGAGAUCAUUGUCAGAUGUACUAAGCUGUCAUGGCCACCCGCUUAUGUAAAUAUUGUAUAAUCUGAAGAAAAGAUGCGUUUGUAUGUAUAAAACAUUGAAACAGACAUCUAUUCUCUUUAUAUAUAUAUAUAUAUAUAUAUAUAUAUAUAUAUAUAUAUAUAUAUAUAUAUAGGCCUAGAGGAGCAUUCGGCCACUGUGAUUUCUGCCAAGAUGGGUUCUUGGAAUAACAUUUUUGUCAAAGAAACAUAAUCCUAACCCUUUACCCAAACCACAACUUUGACCCAACCCCUUUAUGCCAAAAAUCAGAGGGAUAUGACUGAUUGAUAAAGCUCUCAGCCUAACCCUAAACAUAAAAAAAAAUAAAAUAAAAUAAAAAUGUAAGUGAAGUGAAGAAAGUGAAGAACUAAUCCCUGCUAUCUGAUUGAUGAAUAGAAAUGUUGUACCAGAACCAAUAAAGAUGUUUGUCCAAGGGCACAUCUUGCUUGGCAAAUUCACAGUCGCCAGGAUUGUCUGGGAUGUAAUCACAUAAAGCAGCAUUGCCACCUGCUGGUUCAUUUACAGUAGGGUUGGGGUUAGUUUGUCUGCUUUACCUCCAUCAAAUUCAAAUUCAUUUCAAAGCCUAAUCUAAUCAAACAUUGUUGGUAAAUGUGUGAUUUAUCAGGUAUUCCCUUUCUAAUCAUGCUAAUUUAUUCAUUAUUGAUGAUAAAUAACUGGUUGUAAACAGGGAAAGGACCUGUGUAUAUGUGAUUUUGAGAAAAUAGAUUCUGGGAUGGACCAUUUUUCUACAAAGUCAUGUGACCAGUGGAUGUAAGAUGUUUUUGUUCUUAUAUGUAAUGACACUUUCGCUGUGGGCAGCACAAUCAGCUUCAGUAGACCCACUGGAGCAAGGAGACAUGUACAUGUUCUUUAAAUACUGUAAUUUUAAUGUUAUUAUUUAAAAAUAAUUUAUAGCCGAUAUGUAUAAUUUUACAUGGCAAAUAUACCAUUCUCAUCCUUCGUAGAUCCAAGAAAAUGCUGGUGUAACUCUGGAAAAACUACCAUGCUAUAUAGUUUUUCAGUGUUACACCAGCAUUUUCAUGGAUCUAUGAAGGAUGAUAAUUUGUAGAGAUGCAUAUUCCAAAAAUUACAGUUAAUAACAUUGAAAAUUAAUUUUGGUAAUAAAUUGGUUAUUCUUUUUUAAUAAUUAUUUUAUCAUGCAAUAUGAGAUAUUUAGGCAAUAAAUGGCCUUUAUUUAUAAUCAAUAUGACAAAGUAGGCAACUUUCGCAAGGUUACAUGUGGUUAAAAAAAAAAAAAAAAAAAAAACUGAACCUGAAAUUGUAAGUUUAAAGGAUGCUUGACCUUUUAAAACAUCUUCACAACUGAGUUUUUUUUUUUUUUUUUUACCAUUCAGGUUGUUUCCGGUGUCCAUAUUAUCUCAAUGGGAUGUGCCUGUGAAAUUUAUACUGUAAAUGUUACACACAUUUUCGUGGGCAAAGGAGAAAGCAAACAAUGUUGUUUUAAUUAUCUUCACCACACACCACAUUUUAUAUGUACCAACUGAAACUGAAGAUCUACGCACUUUACUGUCUUCUAUAAAGUGUACCUUGUAAAAUAAAAAUAUUAUUCUGCAAGGGUUUUGCCUCUCUUAGAAAUGAAAAGUGUAAAAGUUCACAAUUGUAUUUGUCAUCCACAAAAAAGCUUGGAUUUCGCUAAUUUUUUCCUUUUUAACUUGGGCCCGAGGUAGCUGGGAUUGGCUCCAGCACCCACUGCGACUGCCCCCAACCCUCUUGGUAUGGUGCAGUAGGGCCCGGAUCCUGCUCAUCAGAUCCUGGAUGAAGGUGUGACAGAAGUAGGUUUUGCUUUACAGCCCCUCAACCCUCACAAG